GAGGGGAGAGAGGGGCCGGACGCUGCCACCUGAUCCCGCAGAGCUGAAAAUUGGGGCCCUGCGGGGGUGAAGAGGGGGCUUCUGCAGCCCCCCAGAGCCCGACAGGCCCCAGUGGGGGAUCCCCCCGAGGCUAACGCUGGCCCUGCUCCCCGAGCCCCAGGAACCCCCAUGAGCACGAGGCGGCCCAGGCCCCGGUAGCGGGGGCGGAGGUCGGGGGCCCUCCCGCGCGUCCGUCCAUCCGUCCACCAUGGCGGCCGUCUGGCCCCACCUGCACCGUGCCGCCAAGAUGAUGACCAAGAGGAAAGUCCUGCUCCUGGUGCUGGGCUGCAGCAUCCUCAGCCUGCUCAUUCAUCAGGGGGUGCACCUCAGCUGGUCCCCGAAGGCCCUCCGCGGCGUCUGCCCCCCGCCCCGCGGCUCGCCCCCGCGGCCCAAGCACACGGCGGUGGCCUUCCUGAAGACCCACAAGACGGCGGGGACGACGGUGCAGAACAUCCUGUUCCGCUUCGCCGAGCGGCACAACCUGACGGUGGCCCUGCCCCACCCGAGCUGCGACCACCAGUUCUGCUACCCGCGCAGCUUCUCCGCCCGCUUCGUGCACCCGGCCACCGUGCCGGCGCGGGUGCUGGCCAGCCACCUGCGGUUCAACGGGCCGGAGCUGCGCCGCCUCCUGCCCAACGACACGGUCUACGUGACCAUCGUGCGGGAGCCGGGCGCCAUGCUGGAGUCGCUGUUCAGCUACUACAACCGGUACUGCCCGGCCUUCCGCCGGGUGCCCAACGCCUCCCUGGAGGCCUUCCUGCGGGAGCCCGGGGCCUACUACCGGCCCGGGGAGCGCUACGCCAUGUACGCCCACAACACGCUGGUCUACGACCUCGGGGGCGACAACGACCGCAGCCCCCGGGAGCCCGGCUACCUGGCGGGCCUGAUCCGGGCGGCGGAGGAGGUGUUCUCGCUGGUGAUGAUCGCCGAGUACUUCGACGAGUCGCUGGUCCUCCUGCGCCGCCUGCUCGCCUGGGACCUGGAGGACGUGCUGUACGCCAAGCUCAACGUGCGCAGCCCGGGCUCCCGGCGCCGCGUGGCCCCCGGGGCCCUGGCCCGGGCCGCCCGGGCCUGGAACGGGCUGGACGCGGGCCUCUACGACCACUUCAACGCCACUUUCUGGCGCCGCGUGGCCCGGGCCGGCCGGGCCUGCGUGGAGCGGGAGGCCCGCCAGCUGCGGGAGGCCCGCGAGCGGCUGCUGUGGCGCUGCUCCGGGGGCCGGCCCCCCCGGCUCCGGCCCGCCGCCGAGAUCCGCAACCGGGACCUGCGGCCCUGGCAGCCCGGCGGCCAGGUGGGCAUCGUCGGCUACGACCUGCCCGCCGACGGGCUGGGGCCCGGCGGCGAGGGCUGCCUCAAGCUGGCCAUGCCCGAGGUCCAGUACUCCCGCUACCUGCUGCGCAAGCAGAGCCGCCGGGGCCGCGCCCGGCGGCGGGGCCCCGGGCCCCGGCUCCCCGACGGCGACGGCGACGGCGGCGACGGCGGCGACGGCGACGGCGACGGGGUCUGA
Messenger RNA from Tachyglossus aculeatus (Australian echidna), 1546 nucleotides. It is a transcript of the gene GAL3ST3, whose product is annotated as galactose-3-O-sulfotransferase 3. NCBI's taxonomy places the organism in Eukaryota, Metazoa, Chordata, Mammalia, Monotremata, Tachyglossidae. The record is from RefSeq and is a predicted model, not a curated record. Gene Ontology annotation, biological process: glycolipid biosynthetic process. Gene Ontology annotation, molecular function: galactosylceramide sulfotransferase activity. Bases 248 to 1546 code for a protein of 432 amino acids. Gene Ontology annotation, cellular component: membrane. The transcript is spliced from 3 exons.